AUGCGGACAGUGGAACACUGUAUAGUUUGCGGGCACGGUCCACUAGUUCUGAGUCAUUUAUACGAUCAUCUACGUAGAUCACAUUCUUGGAAUGAAGCUCAAAUUGAUGGAGAAAAAUUGCGAAUACGAGCCAAAAAAGGAAGUCUUCGCUGUGAUAUCUGCGAUAAGAUCUACAGUACAUUGCAUUCACUGAGGCAUCAUAAACUGAAACUGCAUCCAAGCGGAAAGACUUCGUCGAAUGUUAUUUGUCCGGAAUGUGGUCAAAGGUUCUAUACUUACCGGGAUUUGGCAAAACAUUGCAAUGACUGGCAUACUACAAAACCAGCUACACAGGACUAUUCCAUUAUUACUGGACAGUUUGAUUGUUACACGGCAUUUGAGGAGUGGAAAGAUUCGCUGGAAAGUUCGUCACGUACGAAUUUUUCGAAGAGAUAUUCUGUGCAUUGCAAGGAUGGUGGCCGACGGCACGUUUUCGUCUGUAAGCAUGCUCGAGGGAAAGUGAUGGCAUCAGCCGUAACUGAGAAACCGGGAAUCGAAGGAAUCCCAGAGCUACCAACUACACCAUUACCCAGAACCGAGAAACCGGGAACCGAAGAGAAACCAACUACGCUCUCAGAGGCGUUACGCGGAAUCGAAAAACCCGAAAUCAAAGAGACCAAAGAAACGCCAUCUACGCUCUCACAAGCGUUACCCGGAAUUGGAGUACCCAAAGCGAAGCCAACUACGUCCUUCGGAGGAGUCAGCCCCAACCGAAAAGCCAGGAAACGAAGGAACCGAAGAUACACCGACAACGCCCUCGCACAGCAAACGGAUCCUCAGUCACUGUCCUGCGUGUGCGAAAAUGCCGAUGGAAGUGUCACUUACGAAGGAUGCAUUGGUCAUCUCGGUCAUGCUGUGUGUGCGGCAUCAUUACGAAUUCCGAAAAGUGACCAGGAGGAAAUACUGGGCAUGCUAAGGCGGGGUCUACACGCCUACGAGAUUGUGGCGAAGAUACGUAGAGAAAGAUGGGAUCACUCAUUGAGUUCCGAUCAACAAGCACGUAUUUGCUACGUCGAAGCAAAGGAUGUAUGGCGCAUGGCGCAUCGCUUCGGACUAGUUCAACGAAGAUAUCGCACUGCUAAAAGACUGGCUGCGACUGAACAGAACUCAGAACAAGACAGUCGGAGCGAGGAGGUUUCACAUGGAGAAGAUUUCGACUGUCAUGUUCAAGAAAUGGCUGACUUGACUGAGAACGGCGACCAAACCUCCGAAACGACUCCAGUGUUCUUUCAGCCACUGCAGCGAGUAGACACAGCAGCUAUAGAGGCAUUCCAGUCAUUUCAAGAGAUCAACCGGUUCGUUAAUGAACUGAUGGAAUUGUGUGUGAAGAGCAACCAGUAUGAACUGAUUUCCCAAAUGAACUCCGCAAUGAUGACGAAAGCCAAUGAAAUCGCAGGGGCGAUUGGAGUGAAUACUGAACUCUUCCUACAAAGGAUUCCUACCCUCGCACAGCUGUCCACAAGAGAUCCACCAAGAAAUCCUGUCGAGAAGGCUGCCGAGAAAUACGUCACAGUACCUCAAUAUGGUCACGAAGAAUCAGAAACGAAACCACCACCGAACUGCGGAAGUCAACCACCUCUGAACAAUGCGAAGAGAGAAGAAUGUGAAGUUGUGGACAUCAAUUCUAUAUUAUACGUGAAGAAAGAGCUAUCGCCAACUAUCGAUGAGGUUAUCCUCAUGGAUUAG
Messenger RNA from Cooperia oncophora, 1725 nucleotides. Lineage: Eukaryota; Metazoa; Nematoda; Chromadorea; Rhabditida; Trichostrongylidae. The record is from the annotation of a GenBank genome assembly.